UGAUUUUGCAUUUCCUGGGGGAGAACUGUUAGCAAACAAAACAGUUCUCCCUGUCAGCUCCUGCACACUGCUUUGCAUGGCUGUGCUCAGCACCGCCAUGCAAAGCAGUGUGCUUACAGUGAAGCACACACACUGAACAUAAUGUAAAAUGACACACAGCACACAGUUAACCCUUUGAUUGCCUCAGAUGUUAACCCCUUCAUGCCCAGUGCCAUUAGUACAGUGUCAGGGCUUUUUAUUAGCACUGAUCACUUUACUGGUGUCACUGGGGAUGUCAGUGACACCAAGUCAGUUCCCCCCAGUAUCUAAAUGCCUGUUGCAAUCCUGCAGUCCCGCUAUAAGUCGCCGCACAGGCAAUCAAAUACCACUGAAACAA
Molecule: messenger RNA, 376 nt
Organism: Staurois parvus
Lineage: Eukaryota; Metazoa; Chordata; Amphibia; Anura; Ranidae
Source: the annotation of a GenBank genome assembly